AGACCUGAGCGCGUCCCGCCCCCUCCUUCCUGUCAGCACCGGAAGCGUGGCGUCGGUGGGGCUGGCGGCGGGGCUGAGCUGCCGCGGCGGCCUCGUCUGGCUUCCCGCGGGGCGUCUCCGCCUCGGGACGGAAGUGAUGGCGGACACCAAGGAGGCGGCGGCCGAGCCUCUGGCGGCCGAGGCGGCGUCGCGCGGGGAACUCAGCCCGCUGGGCCCGGGGGAGUCGGAGGAAGCUGCCCAGGGCUCGGCGGUGAAGAGCCGCGCCGUGGUCAAGUACUCGUCCGCACCCCCGCGGGCCGCCUUCGCGCGCCUGGAGGAGAAGACCGACCUGAAGCUGCCGCCCGCCAACUGGCUGCGCGAGAGCGCCAAGCUGGGCCCCGCGGGGACCACCGUCCUGGGCAACAGCAAGAGGAGCAAGCCCUUCUCCAGCUUCGGGAUGGCGUACGACUUCAUCGACUCGGUGGGCAACGACGUGGACGUCGUCUCCGACUCAGAGAACAUAAAGAAGCUGCUGAAGAUUCCCUACAGCAAGUCACACGUGAGCAUGGCCGUGCACCGCGUAGGGCGGACGCUGCUGCUGGACGAGCUGGACAUUCAGGAGCUGUUCAUGCGGUCGUCCCAGACGGGUGAUUGGACGUGGCUGAAAGAGUUUUAUCAGAGACUCAUUGACCAGAAGUGGCAGAGGAAGAAAAAGAGCAAGGAACACUGGUACCAGAAGGCCAUCCUUUCCAAGUUCUUGUAUUACAGCAUCAAUGGUGACGCGGCUGCACAGCCGGUCCCAUCAGCCUCGGAGCAGCAGGAAGCGUCCGGUUCGGAUCAGACAAACGAUUCUGAAGGGGCUUCCUGGCCUGCCCCGUUUGAAAUGCCCACCUCAGUCUCUGAAGACCCCAGUGCUUCCAGUCAGGGAGGUGCGCCUCUUGAACCCUCUUACCUAGUGGGGCACGUGGCCUCCGCACCCAGAGAACAAACCCUGACUACUUUAUUCAGUGACGGGGAGAACAGUCAGGGCCUUAAAAACGACUUUGUUCGGAACAUUCUCUGGACGUUCGAAGACAUACACAUGUUAGUGGGCUCCAACAUGCCCAUCUUCGGAGGCGGCCGGUACCCGGCAGUCAGCUUGCGGCUCAGGGAUAACAACAAGCCAAUAAACGUGCUCACUGGGAUCGACUAUUGGUUGGACAACCUGAUCUGCAACGUCCCAGAGCUUGUGAUGUGCUUUCAUGUAAACGGAAUUGUGCAGAAGUAUGAAAUGAUAAAAACAGAAGAGAUUCCCAACUUGGAAAACUCUAAUUUUUCUACGAAAGUCAUAAAAGAUAUUGCACAGAAUAUCUUGUCAUUUCUGAAGUCUAAUUGUACCAAAGAAGGGCAUACCUACUGGCUGUUUAAAGCGAGUGGCAGUGACAUCGUGAAGCUAUACGAUCUCACCACGCUGUGCGAGGAGACCGAAGACAAGUACCAGAACCCGUUCACGAUGCCGGUGGCUGUUCUGCUGUACAAAGUUGCUUGCAACGUGAUGAUGAAGAAGAACCAAAACAAGAAGCACUAUGGGACUGUCAGAACGCUGCUGCUCAACUGCGUCAAGCUGCUAGACAAGAGCAGGCACCCUCAGAUUAUCGCUUCAGCAAAUUACAUGCUUUCGGAACUUUUUCAAUUGGACGAACCUAAGAAAGAAGAAAGCGCAGAGUCGCCUUUGAAUGAGAAUUCUGACGAGAGCUACAGCGAGGAGGAGGAGGAGGGGGAGGAGGAGGAGGCGCCAGACAGUGACGAGAACGGGCCCUACUGCGCCAGUGCUGGCCCCUCGGGUGACAGCAGAGCUGUCGCCAUCAUCGAGUCUGUCGGGGAACUAUCGGUUCCAGAAAAGUACAAGUCCAUCCAUCAGAUCAGACCGAACUGUGCGUUCCCCGUUUGCCACGACACCGAAGAGCGCUGUCGGCUCGUGCUCAGCUACGUCCUGGAGGGUUUAAAGUCGGUGGAUAGCAGCAUUAAAAAAGAAAGCGACCUUCCUGCAGCUGACCCCAACACCCCGAUCCCCUUGAAAUAUGAAGAUGAGUCCACAAGAGGGGGCCCUGAGGGUCUGGAGAAGCAGAUGGCCCUGUUUUUGGACAAAAUGGGCUCCCUUGAGAAGGGUCAUUAUUCCAGCCAGUCUGGGAUGAUCCCGGGUUCUUGGCAGCAUAAAAUGAAGCUCCAGCUGAUUCUCAAGUCGUCCAAGGCCUAUUACGUGUUGUCCGACGCCGCCAUGAGCCUUCAGAAGUACGGCCGGGCGCUGCGCUACAUCAAACUCGCACUGCAGAGCCACGACACCUACUGCUGCCUCUGCACCAACAUGCUGUCUGAGGUGCUGCUGUUCCUCUCUCAGUAUCUGACGCUGUGUGGGGACAUCCAGCUCAUGCUGGCCCAGAACGCCAGCAACCGGGCGGCGCACCUGGAGGAGUUCAACUACCAGACCAAAGAGGACCAGGAGAUCCUGCACAGCCUGCACCGCGAGGCCAGCUGCCAAGGAUUUGCUUGGGCAACUGACUUGUCUACAGACUUGGAAAGUCAACUUACAGUUAGUUGUAAAUGUUACGAAGCUGCGAAUGAAAUCUUACAAUUCAGUGACUUAAAAAGCCAAAACCCAGAGCACUACGUCCAGGUGCUGAAGAGAAUGGGCAAUAUCAGAAAUGAAAUCGGCGUCUUUUACAUGAACCAGGCCGCUGCGUUACAGAGCGAGAGGGUCGCGAGCAGAGGCGUGUCUGCUGCGGAGCAACAGCUGUGGAAGAAGAGCUUCUCUUGCUUCGAGAAGGGGAUCCACAGCUUCGAGGCCAUCAAGGACGCGACCAACGCCGCGCUCCUGCUGUGCAACACGGGCAGGCUCAUGCGCAUCUGUGCGCAGGCGCACUGCGGCGCGGGCGGCGAGUUCAAGCGGGAGUUCUCGCCGGAGGAGGGCCUGUAUUACAACAAGGCUGUCGAUUACUACUUGAAGGCCCUCCGCUCGCUGGGGACAAGAGACACACACGCUGCUGUCUGGGACUCGGUGAACUGGGAGCUGUCCACCACCUACUUCACUCUGGCGACCCUGCUGCAGGACUACGCCCCUUUGUCCAGAAAAGCUCAGGAGCAGGUCGAGAAGGAGGUCAGCGAGGCCAUGGCCAAGUCCCUGAAGUACUGUGACGUCGACUCGGGGUCCGCCCGGCAGCCCCUCUGCCAGUAUCGAGCUGCCACCAUCCACCACCGGCUGGCCUCCAUGUACCACAGCUGUCUGAGGAACCAGGUCGGCGACGAGCAUCUCCGGAAGCAGCACCGCGUGCUGGCGGACCUGCACUACAGCAAGGCCGGGAGGCUGUUCCAGCUCCUGAAGGGUGCUCCAUGCGAGCUGCUCAGGGUUCAGCUAGAAAGAGUGGCCUUCGCAGAGUUUCAGAUGGCCAGUCAGAACAGCAACGUGGGGAAGCUGAAGACUCUGUCCGGGGCGCUCGACAUCAUGGCGAGGACGGCGCCCGCCUUCCAGCUCAUCGGGCAGCAGCUCGCGGAGGAGCUGGAGCAGCCCAAGAGUGAGGAAGCCACGCCAGCUGCCGAUCCUUCUCCCAGUCUCAAUCGAGAAGAAGUGAUAAAAUUACUCAGCAUUUUUGAAUCGCGCCUGUCAUUCCUUCUGCUCCAGUCCAUCAGACUGCUGUCCUCGGCUAAGAAGAAAACAAGCAACCUUGACGAGGACGCCGCCCUCAGAGCCAACAAGCAGAUCUACUCCCAGCUCUUGAGGGCCACCGCCAACAGGGACGCCACCCUCCCGGAGAGAGUCACCGUGCUGCUGCGCCUGCUGGGCCUGCUGGCUCAGGGCGGCGCGGGCCCCUGACGGGCAGGGCCGCAGAGACGCCUCGGUGCCUUCCGCCUGUCCGGGCGGCGCUUCGUGUCAUUAAACGGGAGGCCGUGCCGCUCGGAACGGGCGCCGUGGAGACCGACUGUCCUUGCCCGGCAGCCAGGCGCCGGCCGGGGUCGAGUCGGGAGAGCCGGCGCCUUGGGCCGCAGACUCGGGCCUCGGAGGACGGUUCGGGGCGGCGCUUUCGAGAGGUUUAAAAGGCUUCCUGUCCCGACAGUGCUUCCUUCCAAGCGGAACGGGAAGCGGUCGGUCGUGUCCGUCCCGUGUCCCCCCGUCCCCACCCCGGCCAGUGGGCAGCGUCCCGGUGCUCGCUCUGCGGGGCCCGCCUCGCUCGCACUAUGUGUGAGCCGAUCAAGGAUAGGUACUAACCCCACACACACACAGACACACAACACCCCAGCCCCUUUCCACUUGAAACUGUGAAUAAGGUAAGAAAACUAUUUUGAAUAAAUUAUUUAUUUUAAAUGA
Erinaceus europaeus (western European hedgehog) is the source of this 4318-nucleotide messenger RNA. RefSeq names its product erythroid differentiation regulatory factor 1 (gene EDRF1). The coding region runs from base 137 to 3826 and encodes 1229 amino acids. The transcript has 25 exons. The record is from RefSeq and is a predicted model, not a curated record. Gene Ontology annotation, biological process: positive regulation of DNA-templated transcription. Lineage: Eukaryota; Metazoa; Chordata; Mammalia; Eulipotyphla; Erinaceidae.